Molecule: messenger RNA, 1065 nt
Organism: Amorphotheca resinae ATCC 22711
Lineage: Eukaryota; Fungi; Ascomycota; Leotiomycetes; Helotiales; Amorphothecaceae
Exons: 1
Coding region: 1-1065 (354 amino acids)
Molecular function (GO): zinc ion binding; oxidoreductase activity
Source: RefSeq, a predicted model, not a curated record
AUGCCAUCGGCAGAGCCAACUCCAAUCCCUCCACAAAGCCUUGCGGCAGUCCAAGAUGCCAAAACCAAAGAAAUUUCCACGACUCUUCGUGAGACACCCACCCCGACAUCAAGCCAAGUGCUGGUAAAGGUGAAAUAUACCGGUGUCUGCGCAUCUGACCUGCACCUUGCUCGCCGCGAUCUCCCUUACCUCCAACCCAGCGUCUCUAUUGGCGGCCACGAAGGAACUGGCACCAUUGUAUCCCUCGGCCCAGACGCUGACUCGGAAGUCUGGCAAGUUGGAGAUCGUGUUGCCGUCCGCUGGCUGCACAAGGUCUGCAAGCUGUGCGAGCCAUGUACGACGGGCCACGAAAACCUCUGCCCCAACCGAAAGAUCACCGGGAAGGAUAUCGAGGGGUGUUUUGCGCAAUAUGCACUGGCCGACUCCCACUACCUCGUCCGUCUCCCAGAAAAUGUCAAGGAUGCCGAGGCAGCUCCAAUCUUGUGUGCAGGCGUCACCGUCUACAAAGCGCUCAAGAUAGCCGAUCUUCGCAAAGGGUCCUGGGUUGCGAUCCCCGGAGGAGGAGGUGGACUCGGACACUUGGCAAUCCAGUAUGCGAAAGCUAUGGGAUUUCGUCCACUUGCUCUGGAUGUCGGAAAGCGCGGCAUCUGUAUGAAGCUUGGAGCAGAGGCCUAUAUCGAUGUAGUGGAGGUUCCAGAUGCCGUUGCUGAGGUUAUCAAAAUCACCGAAGGCGGCGCGCACGGCGCUCUGGUGUGCGCUUCUUCUGGCAGGGCGUACGCUGAUGCUGUCAAGUACCUUCGUCGUGCGGGUACUUGUGUAUGCAUUGGUCUCCCACCCAAAGCGUCGCCCAUUCCAGUCAUACCUGAAGAUUUUAUUGCCAGGGGUAUCAAAUUGAUGGGCACGUCUACAGGAACGCUUGAGGACACUGAGGAAGCGUUGCAGUUUCUUGCAAGGAAGGAGAUCAAGCCGCAGAUUGUGGAGAGGGGAUUAGGGGAAGUCUCACUGGUGCUAGAGGAAAUAGAGGGUGCCAAGGUGGAAGGGAGAAUUGUCAUCAAGGUGGAAUAA